UGGAACUGCUGUGAAACUUAAUUGGUUUCUACUGUGAUAGCAGGGACAGGCUGCCGCAAGCGACGCAGUCAAAUAAUAAAGUCGGAACGCUGUUGGUUACUCCAGCAGGUCUUGGAGUUGUAGCUGCUCAUCAUACUUUCUUAUAGCUUGAGAUAUCAUGCAGAGCCUAACGGCGCGCGGGUUGCCAUCGGCAGCUCCAAUUGCGCCUUCGGCAAGGCUGCACGUUCCGGUCCUCGCCUCCCGCGGCCUCGGUUGUCAACGCGUGCCCCUUAAAGUUUGCCGGGUAGCAACAGGAAGUGCCGGAGCUGCAGAGGGCGUGAAGGAGGACGUGCCAGCUGUGCCCGUGGUACCCCAACUCGGCGGGUCUGACGGCAACGGCGUGGGCAAGAAUAAUGGCGGCGGUGGCGGUGGUGGCGGUGGUGGUGGCAACAACGGGGAUGGCAAGGAACCCAUGGACCCCAAGAUUGUGGCGCUGCUGGCGGCGGCGGGCCGCUCCGUGGACAGCUUCCCCGCGGACUUCAAGUACGGGCUCCUGGCCAACAAGGUGACGCCGGAGAUCCUGCAGCGCUAUUUCUCAUUUGAGGCCAACUUCAUUGCCAAGCUGGUGUGGGGCAUUGACGGCUUCCGCGAGCGGCUGCUUGCAGACCCCAGCUUCUUCGUCAAGCUGGGCAUUGAGAUUGGCAUCGGCGUCGUGAUGAAGAUCACGGCCGAGUACACCAAGCGCCAGGAGAACUUCGCCAAGGAGGCGGACUUCGUGUUCGCCAACACGCUCAUGGCCAUCAUCGCCGACUUCAUGCUCACGUGGCUGCCGGCGCCCACGCUGUCGUACAGGCCUCGCGCCACCGCCAGCGGCAACGCGCUGGUCAACUUCUUCGCCAGCUGCCCCGACAACGCCUUCCAGAAGGUGCCGCCCGGCAUGGAGCCGUUCAGCCUGAGCCAGCGGCUGGGCGCCAUCCUGCGCAACGGCUCCAAGCUGCUGGGCGUGGGCUUCUGCGCCUCCCUGAUUGGCGUGGGCGUCACCAACAGCCUGCUGUUCGUGCGGCAGCAGCUGGACCCGACCAUGGCGCCGCCCAACGCGCCGCAGAACGUGCUGGCCACCUCGGCCGCCUACGGCGUGUACAUGAGCGUCAGCUCCAACCUGCGGUACCAGAUCAUUGCCGGCAUUGUGGAGGAGCGCGGCAUCGAGGUGCUCUUCAAGGGCAACCACCAGCUGUGCCACCUGCUGUCCUUCGUGGCGCGUACCGGCAACACCUUCCUGGGCAGCCUGCUAUGGGUGGACUUCGUGCGCCUGUGCGGCAUGCAGAAGGCCAGCGCCAAGCCCGCGGAGGCGCACUAAAGCAAUAGCAGGAGGAGGAGGAGGCUGAGGAGGCUGAGGAGGCUGCAGCUGUGGCAGGGCGCGAGAAGGAGCUGGACCUGGUCCGGGCCGCGGUGGAGGAGUCGGAGGAGGAGGCGCGGCGAUGGAUAUUGAGGAUGGUUUGGCGCAGCAGGGAUGGCUGCUGCGGCUGCAGGGGGCCGCCGAGGAGGGGGGCAGGCACAGCGCGAGCGCGCGUGUGAGCAGCCGUCGUGGGCUAUGGGCGUGCGGAGUGUGGGAUACGAGCUGUAGCAGCCUAGCAGACCCGAGUGCUCUCCUGAGCAUGAGCUUCGUGCCUGCGGCGCCAUGGCCGCGACGGUGUGGCGACAGCAGGCGCGCGGUGUGGGGCUCAUGGCGGACUGCGCCGUGGAGAGGGCGCUCACAGCGGGGGUGGGUGCAGCGCAGGGGCGCUAGACCGCUGGGCGCUGGUCACGACUUGCAAUAACAGGCUGGUGCACGGGCUGGUGCAGUGCCAGCGGGACCAUGUUAGGGCGGGCGCCGGUGCUUGUGAUGCGAGGCAUAAGCACGAGCAUGGCGCGACCAUUCGUUCGCAUGUAGGCCCGUGUUAUAUCCUCGCUGCAGGGCUCUUUACUUAAUCCCGCGAGUUUACUACGUGUUGGUCUAUGGUGACAAGAUAUUUGAGGUGCAAUCGUUUGACUGUCACGCGCGUGGAUACACUUCCUGGUUUGGUGGUCUGGUCUGGACCUGUGUGCAUGUGGUACACGUGUUUGGCUUGUUUGCUGUGUGCUCUGUUGGUAGAUUCUUUUAACAAUCCAACGGAUGCUGGGUUCUGGGCAUGGUCAGGGAUGUCGUUGCAGCCCCCAAUGGUGCGGCUGCAGAGGGUUAUGCAAGUCCACAGGCGGGCAGGAUGAUUGCCACUGGGUAAAGCUCGACUUUAUUACAUAUCAUACGGCGGAGGUCCGUGGGCAAUACAGAAGAGACUGUAACACUUAUGACGAGA
Messenger RNA from Chlamydomonas reinhardtii, 2312 nucleotides. RefSeq lists its product as uncharacterized. The record is from RefSeq and is a predicted model, not a curated record. The transcript has 8 exons. Lineage: Eukaryota; Viridiplantae; Chlorophyta; Chlorophyceae; Chlamydomonadales; Chlamydomonadaceae. Bases 158 to 1336 code for a protein of 392 amino acids.